This is a messenger RNA of Dichotomopilus funicola, 1530 nucleotides long. Its product is annotated as pyridoxal phosphate-dependent transferase. Gene Ontology annotation, biological process: [2Fe-2S] cluster assembly. The record is from RefSeq and is a predicted model, not a curated record. The coding region runs from base 1 to 1530 and encodes 509 amino acids. Lineage: Eukaryota; Fungi; Ascomycota; Sordariomycetes; Sordariales; Chaetomiaceae. Gene Ontology annotation, molecular function: cysteine desulfurase activity; pyridoxal phosphate binding. The transcript has 3 exons. Gene Ontology annotation, cellular component: nucleus; cytosol; mitochondrion.
AUGGCCAACAUCGCCCCUUCAGCCCUGAGGCAGGCAUCGCGCCUGGCGUCGAAGCCAUCUCUCGCUGCUGCCCCGCGACGCAGUGUGCCGACGUUGCCGCGUGCAUUGCCAGUAAACGCGCGUGCGGCUUGCAAGAGGUGUUAUGUGACGCAAACUAAGCCCGACCAUGCUCAGGUCCAGGUCGACACCGCGAUUCGGCUGGAUCGGGCGGCGUUAGAAAAGGCGGGGGCGACCUUGGAGACGACACAGACUGGGUCGACGCAGCAUGUUAGCCCCAUGGCUGAUGUCCUCAAGCAAGCCGUUAAGCUAGACGAGGGCCAGCGGCCUAUCUACCUAGACAUGCAGGCCACAACACCGGUGGAUCCGCGGGUCCUCGAUGCCAUGUUACCAUAUUACUCCGGCGUGUUCGGUAAUCCGCAUUCGAGGACACACGCAUAUGGGUGGGAAAGCGAGCACGCUGUCGAGCAGGCUCGAGAGUAUAUCGCAAAGUUGAUCGGCGCGGACGCGAAGGAGAUUAUCUUCACCAGCGGCGCUACAGAAAGCAAUAACAUGAGCAUCAAAGGUGUAGCGAGAUUCUUCGGCCGAUCGGGGAAGAAGAAGCACAUCAUCACCAGCCAAACAGAGCACAAGUGCGUCCUCGACAGCUGCCGGACAUUACAGGACGAAGGCUUCGAUGUUACCUACCUCCCCGUCAACAACAAUGGCCUGAUUGACCUUGAGAAGCUCAAGGAAGCUAUUACUCCCGAGACAGCACUCGUGAGUAUCAUGGCGGUCAACAACGAAAUUGGGGUCAUCCAACCCUUAGCGGAGAUCGGCAAGAUUUGCCGGGAGAAAAAGGUGUUCUUUCACACCGAUGCUGCCCAGGCGGUCGGCAAAAUUCCGCUUGACGUCAAUGCCAUGAACGUGGACUUGAUGUCGAUUUCGUCUCACAAGAUUUACGGGCCCAAGGGGAUUGGUGCUUGCUACGUUCGUCGCCGGCCAAGAGUGAGACUGGAGCCCCUCAUCAGCGGCGGUGGCCAGGAGCGUGGCUUGCGCAGCGGUACGCUGGCUCCUGCUCUCGUUGUUGGGUUUGGAGAGGCGUGCCGCAUCGCCGCGGAAGAGAUUGAGUACGAUCACAAGCGAGUCAAGUCUCUUUCGGACCGUCUGCUCAACGGCCUGCUGUCAAUGGAGCAUACCAACCAAAAUGGCGACCCGGACCACUUCUACCCCGGUUGUGUGAACGUGUCGUUUGCCUAUGUCGAGGGUGAGUCUCUCCUUAUGGCACUCAAGGACAUCGCUUUGUCAUCUGGCAGUGCCUGCACCUCGGCCUCGCUUGAGCCCAGCUAUGUGUUGCGGGCGCUUGGCAACAGCGACGAGAAUGCCCAUUCCAGUAUUCGCUUCGGCAUCGGCCGGUUCACCACCGAAGCCGAAAUCGACUAUGUUUUGAAGGCUGUCAAGGAGCGCGUCGGUUUCCUCCGCGAGCUGAGCCCUUUGUGGGAGCUUGUCCAGGAAGGCGUUGACCUCAACACAAUUGAGUGGACUCAACACUGA